AUGCGCCUCACAAGCACAAGAGCACUGCAGAAUCUGCGCACUGUCGCGCCAGCUCGCGCAUUCAGCGUCUCCGCAAGGUCUCAAGCUCACAAGGACCCGGAGGAGCAGCAGCAAGCCAAAGACACCUCGAAGGAGGGCAAGGAUCACUCGAGCCAGCACACACAUAGCGAGGCCGCCAUCAAAAGUCAUCAGCAUGACCAGUCACCGCAGGAUCUAGCGAAACAGGGUCAAGCCAAGGCCCAGAAGGAGCAUCCAGAGGCGAAGCUUAGCGAGAUAGCACAUCAUGCUGCAGCAGUCACACUCGAGCCAGUGCUGAGACCUCAUACCUAUCGAGCGGGGCUCAUCUGGCAUACAACGAGCUCCCGAGAAGCUUUGAACGAGGCAGCUGCCCUUUAUCGCCACGGACAGCAUCCCGGUCUCGUUGCUGAGAAGUGGCGGCGCUGCAUCGUCUGCACCCUUCCUUCGGCCUGCCGAGCAUCGCGCAGUGCAGCUGUCAGCAUACGUAGCUCGAGCAUCAGCCAGCGACAGUCGAGGGCAGUCGUAAAGAUAAGGCUGCUGCGGCUCAUAGUCACAUCGCAACGCGCGUGUCGUAAAGUCGCAGAACGAGAAGCAGGACUUCACUCGUUCAUCAGUCCGAAGACGCGUUCACCCUCGAGGCUGAGUUUGCAGGGGCCUCGCCGACGACGGCCCAGUCAUCAGUCUCGCCUGCUCGCAUUUGCAUUGAUCUGGUCUGCUGUGCAAGCCAGCAUCAUCGCAAGCAUCAUUCGUCACGAUCCCUGCCUUGUCCUCCAAGCAUAUUUGGCAGAACCAAGUGAUAUCAGUCAAACGACGAGCAUGACAUCGGCUUCUGCUGUGCCUGCGCCCUAUCUGCACCCCGUUGCAUUAAGAUCUGGCGCCUCAAGCUCCCCUACUGCAGUCGCCAAAGCGCAAUAUGAUAACAACCAUCUGCGCACGUCUGUCCCUGUCGAUUCAGAUGCGGGCAGAGAUGCACUUGCGCAGCAACCCGGCGCACAAGAUGCGUCGGUAUGCGGCCGUAUGAGCCCCGACGACGAGCAUUCGCGGCCCUCCUCGCCGCCUCAGUCGUCAUCGUCGUCAAAGUCGUUCUUCAGGAGCAGACUGCAUCUGUCUGGCAGCAAGGAUCGCGCGUCUGCCUCUCCACCUCGGUUGGUUUCGCCUACCUCGUCUCAAGAGGGCAAGAAGCGAGCUCAUCAAAGCAUCUCGCAUGGCAAUUCUUCAGAUGUAGACGAGGCUAACGACGCAGCUGAUGUCCGUCCGUCGACCGCCACCGGCCAACCGAUUCGCGAUGUCUCUAUGGAUAUAGAGCCCGCAUGGUAUGGUCUCAAUCCACUACCGCUCUCGGAGACACCGCUGCAUCCGGCCUGCGCACCUCGCUCGGUCCGGGAGCUGGCGCCGGAGGCCAAGUUCAAUCAGAGCCGAGCCUCGAUUUCGACUACACCAACGAUGCGUCGUGCGCCGCAGGACGCAAAUGAUGCUACCGAGAGAUUUGAAACGCAAGACGACGAAGAUGCCGAAACUUUCUCGUCGGCGCCUACUUCGCCGCCGACAGGCGCGCACGCAACGCUCUGGAAUCCGCGUCAUGUGUCGACGCUGUCGAACGACUCUAUCAUCUCCAGCGCUUCGACUGCUACACUUGAUUCCGGUUAUUCCGGCCGUACUCGCGAAUCUCGUUCGACCUCUGCUUCCUCGUCGUUCUCAGCCUCGCUCUCGUCUCAUUCAAGCGCGCCUACAUCCGCCCCUCCUGCGAUCCCGAACUGCUUUGCGCCGAUCUAUACGCUCACUGCGAAGCAAUAUGCUUACUUGGCCAGUCAGGCACCUUGUCUGGAAACCCCAGAGCAUGUCGUCUUUGACUGGCUACAUGGCGCCGACCAGGCAGGCACACAGCAGGCUGCUUAUUUCGGCUAUACAGGCAACAAGCGCGCGCCAGUGCCGAGAUUUCGCGGUCUCACCACGAUUUGUGCCGGUUCUGAUGUCGUCAGACGACCGAGAGCGAACACAAGCGUGUCUUACAACUCGAUCGCAUCGUCUUUUGCGUCUUCAUCAGCUUCUUCGUCUUCGUACAGCCUUUCGCUCUCGGAGUCAGACACAGGCCGCUCGAUCAAUGACGCAGAAAUGCCGAAUUAUGGUCCCGAGCCUCGCCCAGCAUUGCUCGUUUCGAGUCUCUUCCCAGAGGAGCUGCUCAUCAACGAGUCUGACUGGCAGACGUCAGUCUUUGCAAAACCUCAACUGCCGCCCACAGUCAAUCUGCGCAAUUUCAAGAUCCAAGCGAUCAAAUAUGCGACCGUCUCAGACAUAGUCGUCUAUUCCGAGCGUGGUGCUCUGAACGACGGCGGCGAAGCGCUCAAUGUUGCUCGCCGAUUUGCAGAUGCUCAGCUGGCAAUGGCACACGAACGUCAUUGGAUGGGCGAGAGUGAUGUGCUCGAAUAUCGCGUCUACGUCAUAACGGAUCCUUUCUCGGCAUUCGAAAGCACGCCAGAACUUGCCGAGCUUGUAGCCGUCGACUCACUCGGCUGGCCGACGCAGCGUCGCAUCAACUUUUUCGAACGUGAGCGAGAGGAAAUGCGCGCUCUCACGCAAGCCAGCGAGAUUGCCACCAAUGUCUGGCUCGGUAACACCCAGGAUGUGCCCAUCUCGCAAGAAGUACUAGAGGCACAUCGCAAUAGUGCGCAAUACUCCAGUUCCGACUCGGCAUCUUCGCUCUCGAUGCUUGAUGACGGCAAUCCCCAUCAUUUCUCGAUCUGCGUCGAAGCUCAUGACUCGUGCGGCCUUAUCAAUAAGCGAGAUUUAGCGGUCUUCGAUCACGAUCUGCUCAAUCUCGAGAAGGCUGCUUUGCAGGAGCUGCAAGAUAGCUAUCAUCUUACGCCAAGUGGCUUGCCCGGUACUACCUCGGUCGAUUGCGACACCAACGUUCUCAAGACCAACGCUGCCAACAUUGUGCAUCUCGAAUGCCAGUCUGGCGCCUGGAUCUGGGGCAGACCAAGCGGUCUCAUCGAUCUCGUGCUCUGGCUCUAUCAGCAAGCCAAUCCAAUGACUGGCUCAGAGCGUCUCGCCAAGCGCGUGCUUAUACACUGCUCGGAUGGCUACGUCGAUUCGUCGAUCCUCGCUCUGGCUUACAUCAUGUACGCGCAAGGCUGCACGCUGCCCGAGGCAUACCUGCAUCUGCAGAAUGAACGUGAUCGCUCGUUUUAUGUGUCCGGCAAGGAUGUUCAGCACCUGCUCAAGGUACACGAGCAGCUCGAGCCACUAUAUAGAGCGAGACAGCGCGACGAGCAAGCUCGAUCUGCGCAAGCAGCUCACCAGAAGAUGCUCGAAGCCCAGCCUAAGAUUGAGCCUGUGCCCAAGCGUUCCUUCUUCAGCGUGCAUUCGCAUAGACAGGCAACUCCGACGACGACGUCGCCGCCUGCCCUCUCGCCCAAAGCGAGCUCCUCGUCGCUUUUCAGUACGCCUCAGGCAGCUGCUCCUUGGUUCUUUGACGAACGCUUUGACGGCCAUUUCCCAUCUCGGAUCCUGCCAUACCUGUACCUUGGCAAUCUCAACCAUGCCUCCAAUGCGCUCAUGCUCAAAGAGCUUGGCAUCAAUCAUGUCGUCUCGAUCGGCGAGUCUGCCCUCGUGCCGCCCCAGCAUCAUUCCAUGAUGCCUUUCAGCUUCGGACAGCCAAAGGUCCGCACAGAUGGUCGUACGCCUAUUAAUUCGCUUUGGCACGAACAGCGCCAAGGCAAUAUUGCCGUAUUGGAUAUCAAGGGAUGUUCGGACGACGGUAUCGAUGACAUCGGCGCCCAUUUUGCCACUGCCAUUGACUUUAUCGACAAGGCGCGUCGCGAAGGCGGCAAGGUGCUUGUGCACUGCCGUGUUGGUGUCUCACGUUCCGCUACGCUGGUCAUCGCACACAUUAUGGAGCACCUCGAGCUCGAUCUCGCAUCAGCUUAUUUGCUCGUACGAUCUCGACGUCUCAAUAUUCUCAUUCAGCCAACGCUACUCUUUAUGUGGUCCUUACAGCGCUUCGAAGCCGACCUUGAGCGCCGACGUCAAGAGCAAGCUACGACAAGCCCAGGGCUUGCGUUGCAGCUCUCGCCUCGACAGGCAAGCGCAGAAGCAGAAGAAAUGCGCUCUUUUGUCGAGGCGCGACGAUCGGGUCCGCUUUCAUGGCCAUAUUUCUGCCGCGAGGUGUCCAAUCUCAACGCACGAUAUCUUUCAUGA
Molecule: messenger RNA, 4215 nt
Organism: Mixia osmundae IAM 14324
Lineage: Eukaryota; Fungi; Basidiomycota; Mixiomycetes; Mixiales; Mixiaceae
Exons: 9
Coding region: 1-4215 (1404 amino acids)
Biological process (GO): protein dephosphorylation; nuclear DNA replication
Molecular function (GO): protein tyrosine/serine/threonine phosphatase activity
Source: RefSeq, a predicted model, not a curated record